Brugia malayi is the source of this 2343-nucleotide messenger RNA. RefSeq lists its product as uncharacterized. Gene Ontology annotation, molecular function: guanyl-nucleotide exchange factor activity. Bases 1 to 2343 code for a protein of 780 amino acids. Gene Ontology annotation, biological process: positive regulation of GTPase activity; Ras protein signal transduction. NCBI's taxonomy places the organism in Eukaryota, Metazoa, Nematoda, Chromadorea, Rhabditida, Onchocercidae. The transcript is spliced from 17 exons. Gene Ontology annotation, cellular component: plasma membrane. The record is from RefSeq and is a predicted model, not a curated record.
AUGGCAGCUGCGAAAUAUUUUGGAGAGGAGAAAUUGGAGGACGCGACUUAUGCGAUAUAUCUACGUAAAGUACGCUAUGUAUCACCACUGAACAUCGAAUCUUCGGAUGAUCACACGUCAGAUGCAAAGAGAUGUGAAUGUUCUAUGGGCAACAUACCCGAUCACUUGCAUUGGGAAACCAUUCGAGAACGAAUUAUUCGUGCUGGAACAUUACAGAAACUAGUUGAGUGUCUUAUAAGCGAUGAUAUGUUGAUGGACUCGAGACAUUUUAAUGUUUUCUUCGCUACUUAUCGUUCUUUCUCAACAUGCUCAAAUGUACUCGAACUUUUACUUCAACGUUAUGUGUCGCUUGAGAUGAAUUCACUCGUAGUUGGCAAAACGAAAACUGUUACUUUGCAAUGCUCUCUACGUUCAAUAAUAAUGUGCUGGUUGGAAAUGUAUCCUGAAGAUUUCAAUGAGCCAAAUGCCGACUUUGCUACUUUGAUGCGAUUGAUCGAGUUUGGUAGAAUUCAUAAAAUCACAGAUGUAAGGACAAAAGCUCGGCAGUUGCGAGAAACCUAUAAACGUCGUGUUAUGGAUGGACGUUGUUUAGCUCAAAUACCUUCAAUGGAACAGUAUGUCUUCAGCACAGGUUAUGAUGCGCCAGAUUUCGAUGCAUGUGUGCAAAGGGCUAAUAUGUUCGACAUUGGAAGAGAGAAUUGCGUGCAGAUUGCAGAGCAACUUACUUUUUGGGAUGCUGAAUUGUUCAAAGAACUGUUACCACAGCAGUGCCAAGGUUGCGUAUGGAACAAAAGGAAUAAGCAAGGGCCAGAAACAGUGUACACUGUGAAAGCAACAAUUGAUCAGUUCAAUGCAGUCGUUCAAAAAGUGAUGACAAGUAUAGUUCUUCCGGAUUGUCGACCUGAUUUUCGAGCAAAAAUAAUCGCGAAAUGGAUCGACGUUGCAAGGGAGCUGAGAGCUUUGAAGAAUUUUUCAUCAUUAAAAGCAAUCAUAUCAACGCUUCAGUCGGAACCGGUUCACAGGUUGAAAUCUACAUGGACACAAGUUCCGAAUGUAUCAAUAGCUCAGUUCCGUGAAUUAGCAUCAAUAUUUGAUGCAGAUGAUGAUGGUGAAGAACGCCGAGCUAGACAAAUUCUUGAAGAAGAAGGUACGGCAAAGAAGUCACCGUUAAGACGACCACAACUUAUUCAGAAUUGUCGUAGAACAAAAAGCGAUGUUAAUUUAGCUGAAUCUCAAGGAACAGUACCCUAUCUGGGUACGUUCCUCACCGAUCUCUCCAUGAUUGACCAAGCUAAUCCUGAUUUCACAGAGGAAGGCCUGAUAAAUUUUGAAAAGCGACGAAAAGAAUUCGAAGUAAUUGCCAAAAUUCGUCUUUUUCAAUCUGCGUGUCGUGCCUACAAGAUCCCAAUGGAUAUGGCAUUUUGCUCAUGGUUCUGCUUUCUUCCGGCACUGGAUGAAAAUCAAUGUUUCGUAAGGUCGUUAGAAGUGGAAUUGCCAGUUAAUCAAACGGAUUCAUCGAAACCACUUCGGCCGUCACAGAUGUCGAAAAUGAAUACAUUAUCGCGGUUAAUAUCUGGUAUGAGUACAGAUGAGAAUCCAAACGACAGCGGACUAAUAUCUAAUGAUUCGGGUAUCGUAACUGAAGAUUUAUGGUACGAUGGUGUAACCAGACCUUUUGCGGAGAAGACAUUAGGAGCUGCGUGUAAUCUGUUUGGUAUCGUUUCUUCUCGAUCGUUUACUGCUCCUCCAACGCCAGCUAGCACAGUUUUCUGGAAAGGUAGCGAAUUUAGUCCCAGUACUGCUUUUUCACAACGACGAUCAACAAGUGGUUGUUGGGACAAGAAGCAUCAAUCAAAUGAUGUCAAGGAUGUGAAUGCAAAAAAUGAUGUAGUGAUGAAUACGCCGGAAACGUCAUCAGGUUCAUGCAUUUCGGGCAGUUCACUGCAACAGGCAACACCGUUCCAUCUUGCUCGAGUCGCUUUAGAUGAUUCAAUGAAGAAUGAUACAGGCACCGCUAAUUAUAAAUGUGUUAAGAUCGAAAAUGGUGAUAGAAUGGCAGAAUUAAUUGAAAGAACUUUAGAAAAACAUCUUAUUUGCGGUGAUCAUUCAGAAUACUGUCUUGUGCAGCUUCUGCCUGAUGGAUGUGAAUUUUGUUUACCGGAGAAAUGCAAUCCAUAUUACGCUGUAGCACCAGAUCCCACUUCAACUAUGUUGAACUUUGUGCUGCGACGAAAAAGUGAUACGGAACGAGUGGCAGUGUCAGGCGGUAUUGCAUCAUCGACUAAAAAAUUAAAUAAGAUGAAACGGUGUAAUUUACUGCGAUGGAGUAGUGGUUAUUUAUAA